ACAAAGAAGACUGGCACCACCAACACCCACACCACCAUUGCCCCAUAAUCACAAACAAUAAUAAAUAUAAAUAUAAAAUAAAUGCCUAUUUAUAUGUAUUGUAUUUUAUUUUUUUCUCACAAACAAUAACACAUUAUCACUUUCUCUCUUUCUUUCCUUCUUUCUCACAUAAAAAUCCUCACCUAAUAAUAUCCAUAUUUUCUCGCUUCUCAUAAGAACAUGUUUGUGUGCUUUUCACUGAGGCAGCAGCAGCAGCAGAAGACGAAGAUGAAGAUCCGAACGCGAUCGAUCGCUUUUUUUUGAAUCGAUUCGCUUCCGAUCCUUCUGCUUUUCCUCUUUCCGGAGAUCGAUCUAUGAUCUAAGUGAGGGGAUUUUGCCAUUUAGGUGAACUGAGUGGAAUGUGAUUUGCAUGGGGUGAGGAUGCCGGAGUUGAGAAGCGGAGCCCGAAGAUCAAAACGAGUUGAUGAUCUUUACCCUGCCCCACAGCCGAUUGAUCAAGGAGAUAAUUGGUUACUGCCUGCUCAAAACAGGACCAGGAGGAGAGCUGCUGGAAGAGGAAGAGGUGGUGGUAAUGCCGCUUUAGCAAAAGGGCCUUCACCGGCAGUACCAACUAGGCCAACUGCAGCAGCUAGAGGCCGAGGCAUUAGGUUGAUAGAUUUAGACCCAGAACCCUGUGAGGUUCUUCCUGAAGCUGUUGCUCUAGGGGCUGCAGAACCCCUUUAUAAUCAAGUUGAGGUAGUGGCGGAUAUAGAUAUUGGAAUGGAGGGUGGAAGCGCUGACAAAGUAAUGGGGGUUGAGGAAGAAGCAAGCACAACUCCUGUACCUGAGAGGGUGAAAGUAGGUAAUUCUCCUGUAUAUAAGAUAGAAAGGAAGCUGGGUAAGGGUGGUUUUGGCCAGGUCUAUGUUGGCAGAAGGGUAAGUGGUGGCACUGAUGCUGACGUGACUGAGGUUGCAUUGAAGUUUGAGCACCGAAAUAGUAAAGGCUGCAAUUAUGGCCCUCCUUAUGAGUGGCAAGUGUAUAAUACUCUAAAUGGAUGUUAUGGAAUUCCUUGGGUUCAUUACAAGGGUCGCCAAGGAGAUUUUUACAUUCUGGUCAUGGACAUACUUGGGCCUAGUCUCUGGGAUGUUUGGAAUUCUUUUGGUCAAUCGAUGUCACCAAAUAUGGCUGCCUGCAUUGCUGUGGAGGCUAUAUCAAUUCUUGAGAAGCUUCACUUGAAGGGGUUUGUGCAUGGAGAUGUGAAGCCAGAGAACUUUUUACUUGGUCAACCCGGAACACCUGAUGAGAAGAAACUAUAUCUUAUAGAUCUUGGUUUGGCAUCCAGAUGGAAAGAUGCAUCGUCAGGUCAGCAUGUUGAAUAUGAUCAGAGGCCUGACAUAUUCAGGGGAACAAUAAGGUAUGCAAGUGUACAUGCUCAUUUAGGUCGGACAGGAAGUCGAAGGGAUGAUCUCGAAUCAUUAGCCUAUACGUUGAUAUUUCUCAUUAGAGGAAGGUUACCUUGGCAGGGAUAUCAGGGAGAUAACAAGAGUUUUCUUGUUUGUAAGAAAAAGAUGGCUACUUCUCCAGAGCUGAUGUGCUGCUUUUGUCCACCCCCUUUCAAGCAGUUCCUUGAAGCUGUUACGAAUAUGAAAUUCGAUGAGGAGCCAAAUUAUUCCAAGCUGAUAUCUUUUUUUGAAAGCCUGAUUGAGCCAUGCACGCCGUUAAGACCAAUUAGAAUUGAUGGAGCUCUUAAGGUUGGGCAAAAGCGGGCUAGAUUGCUUAUAAAUUUGGAAGAAGAUGAGCAACCAAAGAAGAAAGUAAGAUUAGGUAGUCCUGCUACCCAGUGGAUUUCAGUGUAUAAUGCACGUCGUCCCAUGAAGCAAAGAUAUCAUUACAAUGUAGCAGAUACAAGGUUGCGUCAGCAUGUAGACAAGGGGAAUGAAGAUGGAUUAUAUAUCAGCUGUGUGGCCUCAGCAACAAAUCUCUGGGCCCUAAUAAUGGAUGCUGGAACAGGUUUCUCUUCCCAGGUUUAUGAACUGUCAGCAGUCUUCCUGCAUAAGGACUGGAUUAUGGAACAAUGGGAAAAGAAUUUCUAUAUCAGUUCAAUCGCUGGUGCAGCUAAUGGGAGCUCCUUGGUUGUUAUGUCCAAAGGAACUCCUUACACUCAGCAAUCUUACAAAGUGAGUGAAUCUUUUCCUUUCAAGUGGAUAAAUAAGAAGUGGAAAGAAGGUUUCCAUGUCACAUCCAUGACAACCGCUGGCAGUCGCUGGGGUGUUGUAAUGUCCAGGAAUGCGGGAUAUUCUGAUCAGGUUGUGGAGCUUGAUUUUUUGUAUCCAAGUGAAGGAAUUCAUCGGCGAUGGGAAAGUGGUUACAGGAUAACAUCCAUGGCUGCCACUGCUGAUCAAGCUGCUUUUAUACUAAGCAUACCAAAACGUAAAACAAUGGAUGAAACUCAAGAAACUCUGCGUACCUCUGCCUUCCCAAGCACCCAUGUAAAGGAGAAAUGGUCCAAAAAUCUGUACAUCGCUUCAAUAUGUUAUGGAAGGACUGUGUGUUAAGUUGUGGAGGUGUAUAAUUGGUGUCACCCCAAAGAAGAAUUUUGAAGGCUGAGAGGGUUUAUGCAGGCUUGAUAUGGGAAUGGGCGGGUUAGAUUUCUCAUACAGGUUAAAGAAAAUCGAGGCUCCUUAUAUAAAAUCUUCUUCAUAGAUGAAUGUAAAAAUGAAAGGAAAAAGAAAAUAGAAUUGAGAGUUGGAAAGCAAAGUACCCUUAACCAAUCUGGUCUACUGGGGUAACAACGGUUUGCCAAAAACAUAUAUAUGGCAAUUGCUGCCAAAGUUGUGUUUCAUAACGGCCAAUGUGCUUUUAAAUUAUUUUAAAAUGGGAAACAAAUCCCAUUUGCAUCA
Molecule: messenger RNA, 2880 nt
Organism: Quercus robur (English oak)
Lineage: Eukaryota; Viridiplantae; Streptophyta; Magnoliopsida; Fagales; Fagaceae
Product: casein kinase 1-like protein HD16
Exons: 17
Coding region: 421-2535 (704 amino acids)
Biological process (GO): peptidyl-serine phosphorylation; signal transduction; endocytosis
Cellular component (GO): cytoplasm; nucleus
Molecular function (GO): protein serine/threonine kinase activity; ATP binding
Source: RefSeq, a predicted model, not a curated record